Molecule: messenger RNA, 1341 nt
Organism: Pongo pygmaeus (Bornean orangutan)
Lineage: Eukaryota; Metazoa; Chordata; Mammalia; Primates; Hominidae
Gene: GBGT1
Product: globoside alpha-1,3-N-acetylgalactosaminyltransferase 1 (FORS blood group)
Exons: 4
Coding region: 44-892 (282 amino acids)
Biological process (GO): carbohydrate metabolic process
Cellular component (GO): membrane; Golgi apparatus; vesicle
Molecular function (GO): globoside alpha-N-acetylgalactosaminyltransferase activity
Source: RefSeq, a predicted model, not a curated record
AGCCCCAUGAUGAUGACUCUUUCUUGCCUCUGCCACCAGCAACAUGAAGCUGCACUACAAGAGGGAGAAGCCACUCCAGCCCGUGGUAUGGUCACAGUACCCCCAGCCCAAGCUGCUGGAGCACAGGCCCACACAGCUGCUGACACUCACACCUUGGUUGGCGCCCAUCGUCUCCGAGGGAACCUUCAACCCAGAGCUUUUGCAGCACAUCUACCAGCCACUGAACCUGACCAUUGGGGUCACAGUGUUUGCCGUGGGGAAGUACACUCACUUCAUCCAGUCCUUCCUGGAGUCAGCCGAGGAGUUCUUCAUGCGUGGGUACCGCGUCCACUACUACAUCUUCACUGACAACCCUGCAGCCGUUCCCGGGGUCCCGCUGGGUCCCCACCGGCUCCUCAGCACCAUCCCCAUCCAGGGUCACUCCCACUGGGAGGAGACAUCCAUGCGCCGGAUGGAGACCAUCAGCCAGCACAUUGCUAAGAGGGCUCACCAGGAGGUGGACUACCUCUUCUGCCUUGAUGUGGACAUGGUGUUUCGGAACCCGGGGGGCCCUGAGACCUUGGGAGACCUGGUGGCUGCCAUUCACCCAAGCUACUACGCCGUUCCCCGCCAGCAGUUCCCGUAUGAGCGCAGGCGUGUUUCCACUGCCUUUGUGGCAGACAGCGAAGGGGACUUCUAUUAUGGUGGGGCAGUCUUCGGGGGGCAGGUGGCCAGGGUAUAUGAGUUUACCAGGGGCUGCCACAUGGCCAUCCUGGCGGACAAGGCCAAUGGCAUCAUGGCAGCCUGGCGGGAGGAAAGCCACCUGAACCGUCGCUUCAUCUCAAACAAGCCGUCCAAGGUGCUGUCCCCCGAGUACAUCUGGGACGACAGGAAGCCCCAGCCACCCAGCUGAAGCUGAUCCGCUUUUCUACACUGGACAAGGAUAUCAGCUGCCUGAGGAGCUGACCACGGAGCUGGGGGCUGCCAUGGAUGGGGACCCAAAGACCUGCAGCCACCAGUGCUUCACUAGCGUGCAGACCAGCCCUGUCCCGCCUCCCUCUGUCAGUCAGGCGAAUUCAACCGGAAAAGGGACGUGGAAAGGCCACUGUGAACUGCAGAGGGCUGUGCACACAGUAGCACACAAGAUCUCACAGUAAUGCGGCAUAGGAACGGUGAGACAGGGGGAGGGGAGGCGCAGUUACAAAGGCAGGGCCCGGCAGGCUUGCCACAUUCUGCAGCCGUGCCUUUGCGGGGCAGGCUCUGAAGCCUCAGCCCGACUCAGAGUGCCUGAGCCCUGCCGCGCCAGUCCCCCGUUUAUUACAUAUUGCCCUUAAUGUAGCAUUUCUAAUACCCUAGUGUGAA